UGUUGUUUUGACGGAGAUAUUUCGAAGAUUUUGAACGGUUGAUGUGAUAAACAGACACUUUCAUGGUUGCAUCAGAAUCAUUUAAGAGAGUGAGAUAUCAAGAUGUUGGUGUUGUUGUAGCAUUUGUAGUCGCAGUGUUCAUCUUCAGAGCACCUGAYGUCUUCCAACUUAAACCAGUAUGGAGGCUGGAUAUCACAGAGAAUCAUGAUGGCAACAUUUUACCUCUUCCUGUGAUAUCAGAUCUAGAAAAUGAUGGAAUUAAUGAGCUGAUAGUUGCCACCCAUCAUGGUACAAUCAAAAUAAUGACUUUUCCUUCUCAUGAUCCAUCUGGUCACUCUGUCUUGCCUCAUUUGCAUACAAAGCAUGAAGCAUCAGUUAGAGUCAGUGCUGAGUUGUCUGAUCAUCAAGCUAUCCCUGUUGCUAUGGCAACUGGUUGUCUCCAGGCUCCUUUAAAAGGUGGWACUUGUUAUCAGUCUAUUGUAGUUGUAACAAGUGACUGGUCUGUACAUCUUUAUGAUCACUACCUGAAACUACUAUGGCAGACAAAAGUUAGUCCACAGGRCAAGCCAUUCCAGUUUAGGGAAAUUGCGGCACUGAUAAUUCCACAUGGUGAAGGUGGUUUGGUUAUUGUUGGAGGAAGGACUGGUGCAAAGUCACAUGACAAACAUACUCUCAGUCACAACCAUGCUACAAGAAGCAAUGUUUCCAUGGAAAAGGUGGAAGAAAUGAGUAAAGAAGGCUUUGGUAGACGCACUCUUGACUCAAGGAAGGUGUUAAAUGAAGAAGAUCACUUUUCCUCGUUCGCCAUCGGUGGUGCCGAUGGACGAAUCAAGUGGACCCAUAAACCAGGAGACUUUGAGGCUAACCGCACUGCCAGAGAGGUACUUCUCUCAUCAUACCACUUCAAGCUUGCUUUGCAUCCCAACCAGCAACAUGUCGGYGAGGAACACUGGUCUAAAUACCACACCUCAUUUUUGAACGCUCUUCCUCACCGAUGGCAUCAUCCGUCCGACACAACACUUUCUGCUAGUUAUUUCAUGAAGAGUGCGAGUAAAUCUACAAAUAAAAAAGAAAAACAAAGCUGGUUUGACAUCAAGACUCCAAAUAUCGAUAUUUUUAAUUCAGAUGACAAGAAAAUUAAGCAGGAAAGCAAGAACAACGCUAUUGUGAUCCACAACAAACAUGGCGUCGAGGUGGUACAGCUAAAUACAGGACGACCGCUGUGUCACUAUACCAUCAACAAAGAUGGCGUGGCAGUAGGUGAUGUCAACAACGAUGGCGUCAUCGAUCACAUAACGACGCGCUUUGAGCCACGUGACCAGUCAUCAACCAAUGAUUUGGACUGUAAAGGGGUAGUGAUGUCAGAGUCACGAGUCUUGUUCGAUGGGCCUAUAUGUCAGACAGUUUCCUUAUUUGGUGGGGUGUUUGAUAACGAGGUUGAACACAACGAGGAAAUACUUCCGGUGCCCCCUGUCAUCGUGGAAAGUCCUCCCCACAGAUCAGGAAUACUUCGUCAUGUAAUGGGUCACAACCUCAGGAGGGGUAGGGUUGGGUUUGAUAGUAUUUUUCUGGUCAGUACUGGCAAGGUUACUAGUUUUGGGCCACAUGGAGAGGUGAAUUGGCAGGUAAAAAUCGCUGGAGAAUGGAAUGGUCGUACAGAGUUAAAAAACGAGSCAAAAUAUUUUCCUUCUAUGAAGACAGUUUCCAUUCAARUGGGAGAUGAAAAGAAAGCGCUUUUGGUUACAAGCUGGCUCCAUAUUUCAUUGGUUGAACUUGUCGAUGGCGCAGUGCUGACGUCCCAUACGUUACCAUGCCAACCAAUGUCACCAGUCGUCCAUGGGGAUUUCACGAACGAUGGACUUACAGACUUCGUUGUUCAUUGUUCUGACAGUUAUCUUGGUUUCUCGUUGGACCGAAGCAUUGGUUACAUGUGGACAGUCAUCUGGCUUGUGUGUGGUUCGCUGGUUAUAGGGAUGGCAUUGCUUUCCAUGCGGAUAUUUGAGGAGUUUAUUCUUUAAAUCAUUGCUGUGCAACAUCACAUCAGAAAGCUGUCAUCAGAACGAAACUACCAGUUAUAAAGACCUGCAUAAAUGAGUUUGUGUCGCCUUCCUUCGGCAAUUUUGAUCAGGAAAGGUGGAUCKUCUGAAUUGCUCCUUAGGACCACAGCUCAUUGAUCAGUGAAAGGUAAAUAAGRACAUUGACGUCGCGAGUCUGUUUAUACACCGUCUUCCAUGUUUACAUCAAAUGGCUGGAAAUUUAUGGUAUAUCGUGGCRCCUAUUGCUUCAUAAUUUUAGCCCACGAACUUUGAUACAGAAGAUUUAGUGUUUCGUAACAAURGCUAUUUUCAGAAAGAUACGAGACAAGAUAAGAGCAGCAUUAAGGAACACUGAAAUCAUAGGAACUCUGUGUCGAAAUUAUUCUCAAUUGAUGUCCAGAACAAUUUCAUAACUCCUUUCACAACUGCUUGUGAACAGAAAAUCUCUAAAGGAAGACUUAAUAAAGAUUUCAUCAUAGCAA
Exaiptasia diaphana is the source of this 2518-nucleotide messenger RNA. RefSeq lists its product as uncharacterized. The record is from RefSeq and is a predicted model, not a curated record. The coding region runs from base 63 to 2018 and encodes 651 amino acids. NCBI's taxonomy places the organism in Eukaryota, Metazoa, Cnidaria, Anthozoa, Actiniaria, Aiptasiidae. The transcript has 13 exons.